Messenger RNA from Sus scrofa (pig), 3155 nucleotides. It is a transcript of the gene PRRT2, whose product is annotated as proline rich transmembrane protein 2. Lineage: Eukaryota; Metazoa; Chordata; Mammalia; Artiodactyla; Suidae. Gene Ontology annotation, cellular component: membrane. The record is from RefSeq and is a predicted model, not a curated record.
ACCUGAGAGGAGGGGAGGGAGAGACGAGCGGAGGGGAGGGGAGACCCGCCGCCUCCCUCCUUCCCUCCCUCCCUCGCUGACUUGCUCCCUCCCGGGCUGCGGCUGCUGCAACCGCGGCGGCGGCGGCGGUGGCGGUGGCGGCGGCAGCAGCGGGAGCAGUCUGGAGGCCGGCGUCGAGGAUUUGCUGCUGUCUCUGCUGCUCCAUCCUUCUUCCCACAGCGGCCCUCUCCUCUCUCCUAGCUCAAGAUGGCAGCCAGCAGCCCGGAGGUCUCUGAGAUGAAAGGGGCAGAGGAGGGUGCCCAGACCCAGGGAGAAGGGCCCGGCCAUUCUGAAGAUGGAACCGGCCCUCCCCAGGCCCCAGCUGGGGUCCCAGAUGAGCCAGAGACCCUGCCGCCAGGCCCAGACAUCACUGGGGCCCCUGUGGACUCAGAGCCCGAGGCUGGGCUGGCUCCAGAAACCACAGAGACCCCAACUGGGGCCCCAGAAGCAGCUCAGGCCACAGACCUCAGCGCCAACCCAGGAGGGGAAUCAAAGGCCAACUCCAGCCCCGAAGAAACAUGCCAAGAGCUAGCAUCCAAACCAGAAGUGAGCAAAGAGGCCACUGCAGACCAGGGGACCCACCUGGAACCUGCAGCCCCACUCGAGCCAGCCUCAGAGCCUGCCCCCCAGCUGGACCCCCAGUCAGUCCCUCAGCCAGACCCCCAGCCAGCUUCCCAGCCCACCUCCACGCCAGUCCUUCAGCCAGAGCCACCGACCCAGGAGGACCCCACCCCUGAGGUCCUGACGGAGAGUGGGGGGGAAAAGCAGGAAAAUGGGGCUGUGGUUCCCCUGCAGGCUGGGGAUGGGGAUGGGGAAGAGGGUCCAGCCCCCCAUCCUCACUCACCACCCUCAACGAAAACCCCCCCAGCCAAUGGGGCUCCACCCCGCGUGCUACAGCAGCUGGUGGAGGAGGAUCGAGUAGGAAGGGCUCAUGGGGGCCGCCCAGGAUCUCCUCGGGGCAGCCUGAGCCGCCACCCUAGUUCCCAGCUGGCAGGGUCUGGGGUGGAGGGGGGUGAAGGCACCCAGAAACCUCGGGACUACAUCAUCCUCGCCAUCCUGUCCUGCUUCUGCCCCAUGUGGCCUGUCAACAUCGUGGCCUUCGCUUAUGCCGUCAUGGUGAGCCCCACGGGACCCUGGCCCCGGCCUGCUGUGGCUCCCAGCUUCCUGCCAGGGCUGGGACCAGGCCCCAGGAGGAACCCUGCCUUCCCUCCCCGCCUCUCUGCAUGGACCUCACGUCCCAAUUCCAGGGCCUUUGCUUGCCUAGCAGCCCCCCCCAGCCCCCCUCCCACCUCAGGACUUCACCUUCUGAGCCCUACCCUUUCUGGUGGGAGGGACCUCCCGACAUGUCACACAACCUUACUGACCUGUGCCCUCCCUCCUGCUGCCUCUCCAAUCUCCCUCCUCCCUUCACCACUGGCCACCGGCUGACCUGUCUCCUCGGGACGACUCUUGCACCUGCUCCCUGCUGGGCUGGUUUCUCCUGACCUGGGUGGAUGCCCACCCCCCCCACCCCUCACCCUAACCCCAGUCCCGGAACAGCCUGCAGCAGGGGGACGUGGAUGGUGCCCAGCGUCUGGGUCGCGUGGCCAAGCUCUUAAGCAUCGUGGCGCUGGUAGGGGGGGUCCUUAUCAUCAUCGCCUCCUGCGUCAUCAACUUGGGCGGUGAGUGGGGGUCUGGGACAGGCCGGGAGGAAUGGAAGGGUUGGCAAGGGCAGCUUUACUAACCCCUGCCCCUGCUCUCUCCUGUCUGUCUGUCUUCCCGACUUAUUUGUCUCUCCUUGUCUCCCCCUCCCCUCCCCGCCCCGCCCGUCUCUGUCUGUCCCUCCCUCUCCUCUCCCACAGUGUAUAAGUGAGGGGCUCUGCCCUGCAUUCCAAGACUUUUUUUUCCUGUUGGGAGCUGCCUUGGGCCCAUCCUCCCCUUUGGGGGGGAGCCCAAUCCAUGGCCCAGGCCCGCACCCAUAGGGACCAAUGGAGCCUGAGCAGCCUUGUUUACAGCUUCUUUCCUGCUCCUGCAUCCUGCCAGGCUCCUCUGCCAACCGUAGGCCUCCCUGUUCCCUGCUCUGUGUCCAACCUCCCUGCACUUUUGCCUGCCUCCCCUUCAGCCUCUUGGCUUCCCUACCCCUGCACUUCUGGAAACCUCCCUGCACUUCUGGAAACCUCCUUGCACUUCUGGAAACCUCCCUGACCAUCUCCCAGACUCUCUUUGCUCUCAGCCUUCCUGCAUCUCUUGCGGCCUUCCUGCACUACACCCUCCCGAGUCCCCUGCACCUCAUCCCGGAUCUCCAUUUCCCAACUUUUUAUUGUCUCAGCAUCCCCCCCUCCCCCCCCUCCUCUCUUCCUUCCCUUCCUCAUUCAUCUCCUCUUCCCUCUCCACACCCUCCACCCCCUUCCUCUUCCUGCCUCCUCAUCUCCCCUCUGCAUCCUCUCCUCCACCCUCCUCCACCGUUUAUUCUGCAAAAACUCCAGCACUUAGAUCAGGCUGGGGGAGGGGAGCGGUGUCUGGAGAGGGCUCCCUAGCCCGGGCUCGCGACUGUUCUCUGCAGGGACUACCCAGGCCCAGACACCCCCGGGGUGCCUCGGGGUCGCAGAGCUGGCAAGCCGGGCCUCGUUUGUAGAUUUGUGCAGGGGUGGCGGGUACUGUUCCGAACAAGCACCUGGUAGAAGGGAGGGGCGAGGCUCUCGAACCCUCCCCGGUCGGCCCGAGCUGACCUGCCCCGCCUGGGCUUUUUAACCCAGUCGGUUUGUUAAAGGCGUCGCGGCUGGAGUCAUUCACGUGCUUUGUAACUGUAAGAACAGAAAAAAUUGGACCAAAGCUCCCAGCUGCAGGGAGCAAAGAAGGGGCGGAGAGAGCUGCGAUUAUUUUCUAAGAGGACGAGAGAGGUUUGUUGCACGCGACAGUUCACUGGGGAGGCAGGGUCUGAGCCACAACGCGGUUCGGAGUUGGUUUGGUUUUGGUUUUUUUGUGUUUUUUUUAAUAUAAAAAAAAGCGUAGGGAAAAAACCUAAAAGUCUUUAAAAAAAAAAAAAAAAAGGAUACAUCAAACUGAUUCUCCCUUUUUGUAUGCCGGAUGCUGCAUGAGUCUGAAACACCAAUAAACGGAGACUGCAUGAUACUCGC